UUGCAACUACGCUUUAUUUCCAACGCAAAUUCCAGUGCCCGCCGCCGCUAUGGAGACGGGGCUCCGGCCCACUGCCACUCCCACUCCCACCCCCGCUACUACUCUUCUCCGGAAGUACCAAUUAGGCCGCCUUCUCGGUCGUGGAAGUUUCGCCAAAGUCUAUCAAGCAGUUUCCUUAGCCGAUAACUCCACCGUCGCCAUCAAAAUCAUCGACAAAUCCAAAACCAUCGGCGCUGUCAUGGAGCGUUGCAUAGUCCGGGAGGUUGCCGCCAUGCGCCGCCUCGAUCACCAUCCAAACAUACUCAAAAUCCACGAAGUCAUGGCGACAAAGUCCAAAAUAUACCUGGUGGUUGAAUUCGCUGGCGGUGGCGAACUCUUGGCUAAAAUCUCCCGCCGUGGGCGAUUCACCGAAACCGUCGCGCGCCGGUAUUUCCAACAACUCGUCUCGGCCCUUAAGUUCUGCCACGAUAACGGCGUCGUUCACCGUGACGUGAAGCCGCAGAAUCUUUUGCUGGACGAACAGGGCAAUCUGAAAGUCUCUGAUUUCGGUCUCUCUGCUUUACCUGAACAACUCAGAGACGGAUUACUCCACACUUCUUGUGGAACUCCAGCGUACUCAGCGCCAGAAGUCAUGACCUGUCGCAGUGGUAGCGGAUACGACGGCGGAAAGGCUGACGCCUGGUCAUGUGGAGUAAUUUUAUUCGUAAUGCUCUCUGGGUUUCUCCCUUUCGACGACAGUAAUCUAGCGGCGAUGUACAGAAAAAUCCACAGGCGAGAAUUUCAAAUCCCUAAUUGGGUAUCGAAACCUGUCCGAUUCCUAAUAUAUCACCUCCUCGAUCCGAAUCCCAAAACGAGGAUGAGCAUUGAGGCGUUAAUGCAAAACCCCUGGUUCAAGAAAUCGCUGCACUUGAAACAGGCCAAUGAGAACCUACUGCAAUCGAUGAGGGAUUAUCGAAUGGGAAAAGAGAGGGGAAUUGGGGAAAUGAAUGCGUUCGAUAUAAUUUCGAUGUCUUCGGGGUUGGAUUUAUCGGGGCUGUUUGAAACGACGGAGAGGAGAGCGGAGAGGAGGUAUGCGUCGAGAGCGACGGUGAUGGAGGUGGAGAAGAGGGUCAGGGAGAUGGGCGUAGAGUUGGAGUAUGAAGUGGAGGUGGGGGGAAAGGGAGGGUCGAUCGGAAUGGGGAAGAGGGGAGUGGUGGUGGUGGUGGAAGUGGUGGAGGUGGCAGUGGCAUUAACGAUGGUGGAGGUGAGGGUGGUGAAAGGAGGGGAGGAGUUUGAAGAACACCAUUGGAGGUGUUUUGAAGGCAAACUUCAAGGAUUUGCAGUUCCAUGGCAGAGGAAAUGUAAUUUGUAAAGCUCUUUUUGUUUGUUUGUGUUGGGGAAAGGGAAUAGAGUUAUAGGGAUUUGGAACUUCCAAUUUUCGUGUAGUGCUAAACUACAAUCGUAAACUUCAAUUUAAAUUUUGGUUCUGUAAAGUUCUUUUUGUUUUUACAUAUAUGAAUGUUUCGAUCGCAAAUCUAAUCAAACAUAAUUUAGUAAUUUGGAGCA
This is a messenger RNA of Cucumis sativus (cucumber), 1545 nucleotides long. Its product is annotated as CBL-interacting serine/threonine-protein kinase 7. The transcript has a single exon. Gene Ontology annotation, biological process: signal transduction; protein phosphorylation. Lineage: Eukaryota; Viridiplantae; Streptophyta; Magnoliopsida; Cucurbitales; Cucurbitaceae. Gene Ontology annotation, molecular function: protein kinase activity; ATP binding. The coding region runs from base 50 to 1351 and encodes 433 amino acids. The record is from RefSeq and is a predicted model, not a curated record.